AAAAGCGUGUACCAAAAUUCGUGUUUCUUCCAGAGAUACGCCGUGACAACAGCAGUAAUGAAAGCGAUAAUUAUAUUCGCUUUUGUUGCGUUUUUGCUGCAUCACGAUGCAAGUAAGUAUGCUACAGCAAGCAUAAUAAAUAAAAUGGAAAAGGUAAUUGGAGCAGGGGAUUCCAUCUUUGGUGGUUAUCACAGAGCAAAAGCCGCAACUGAAGCUUAUGGAAAGUUGAUUCGAGGAGAAAAUGAUGCUGCUAAAACUGCUUUAAAACAAGCCUUAACUACGUUGCUUGUUUUGGAUAUGGGCUCUCUUAUCCCCGUCUCAACUCAAGAUAUUGUGGAAAGUUUUGUCAAGAACAGAGCCUUUUCCGCCACAAAAACAGCCAUUCGAAGUUACAAUGCCCAAUUGUUAAGCAAAGCGCAAGAGGCUGCAAGGUACAGAAAUCAUCCACAGCCUAAAACUUAUAAAAGAAUGAUUGCUCUGGAGUCAUCUUUGGAAGAUAUGAAAAGUCAAAAACUCAGCGCGUUCACAAAAGAAAUCAAAGCCAUCAAAACAACCGACCCUCAAUUGUAUAAAAAACUUGGAAAGGCGAAAAAAUGGUUAAAAAUUGGGGGAAAGGUUGGAAAAGCGCUUGGGCCUUUACUCGAUGUAAUAUCAAUUGGGGUAAAUGUUUGGGCGUUAACCACAUCCGAGCCUGGAUCUGCUGAUUACACGUCAGCAGCAAUUAGCAUUGCUGCUGGUGUUAUUGGAGUUGUGGGCUUUUUUGCAGCCUUAGCGCUUGCGGCUCCAGUUAUUGGGACAGUGGCAGCCAUUACCGGCGCCAUCCUUGGCAUCGUAGCAACUUUAAUACCUUACUUCCAAAGUUCACCUCCAAGGUAUACUGUAGCAAUGGCGUUAGAGGAUAAAUUUAAAGAUGUUGUGACUUACAGAACAAAAGCAUUAGAAAUGUCGCAAAGUGCUGUUAGUUUUCUUAAGAAAACAGAAUCUCAUGACUGGGAUUACUGUUAUGUAAUGGCUCAAACCAAUAUCGUUCGAUGGAAAGUGACGGUUGAUGGUCGAUCACAUGAUCUCGUUCAACAAACAGCUGGAAGUUUUUUCGAUAGAGUUCUGCCAAAAGAAUUAAAUAACGUGGAAUUUGGUGACUUUAAUCUAAUGUUUCGUGGUGCAAAUGCACUUAGAAACCCAUACACUGAUAACAAAAACAAUGCGUUUCUGCAUUGUCUACCGUAUAAGGGAAAGGCAAAUGUCAAUGGCGUUUUACAGUAUGCUACAAGAGAUCUACCUGAUGGAGCACACACUUGUAAGGAAAGACAAAGCCAUAGGGGAAGAAGAAACUUAGAGAAAAUUGGAUUUGAUUUUGUUGGUUUGAAAAACGAUAGAACACAAGAACACAAGAAAGGAUUGAUAGUACUUUGUCUUACUAACUAUGUCAACGCUGUUAGUGAAAGCUUUCGUGGUCUGGAUGUAAGAACGGAAACUUCCAGGACACCAGUAUCUCAUCGAAACGGGGACGACGUGGUCCUGUUGGACGACAUGCGCAAAUUAAGAUCGGGUAAAAAGAUUAAAGUUUCAACUGGAGGAGGAAAUGACGUGCUUGCUGUUACACAUUUUUUAUACCCUAAAGAGAGAAAGAGAAGAUACGAAAAUCGAGGAGACCGCACAGUAUCUUUGCUUCAGGCAGACCUUGGCUCUGGUUACGACGUUCUGUCAUUUGCAGGAAUGUCACACAGUAUUGGACACUUAGGACGGAAGAUUGAUAAAAGGGACCAAAGCGGAAGAAUUUUUUUUAACGGAAUAUUUUAUCAAGUAAGUGAUGGGAAACUAGGAUAUCGAUAUUUUUAUCGAUACAUACGAAAAGUGGUUACCAUUCGAUUUCAAUUUAAGUUAGUCACUUGGCCCGAUUGGACACACAUGAAACAAAACAUAGGAAACGUGGUCGGUGUUAAAUUGUUUGAUUCCAGUCCUUUCGAUGAUUUAAUCAACUUGGAUCUAGGAGAGAAUUAUGAAAAAGACAGUAAAAAUGUUGAAGAUUUUGCAGUCAUUAAUCAACGAGGAUUUAACCGAUACACAUUAACCAUCAGUGAAUCUGAUAACGAUGGUUACAUCAGAAAGUAUGUGAUCCUCGAUAGAAGUAAGUACAAACCGCAAGUGGAACUGACCCUUCCACCUGGGUACCGAAAUAACUUAGUUCUGAAGAAUGAUAAGAUUCUAAUGCUCUAUGGAGAUGACGAAGACGGAGCACGCAAACAAAUUUUUAUCAUGAAAAUGUUGGAUCUGAAAACCACAUUUAAUUUAAAAGUGAAUGGCAGAAAUGUCCCUUUAAACAGCCUACCAGUGUCUUACACGGAUGGAAGAUUAUUUAAAGUAAACAUGAAUAUGGCAAGUACAUCAGGCACUGCACAAAACGAUGAAGUUAAACUCGUGUGUGGCGCCAAAAGUGAUUUGGGCAAUAAUCAGGAUAUAUCUAUUGAUCUUGGAGAAGGGUCCAAAGACACAGUUGUUAUUAGUACCAAAUACUUCAUUGAAACUUGUGAUAUUGGAGAAGAGAAUAACUUUGAAGAUGGCUCAGAAAAUGAUGUGGAUUACGACGUCUCAAUGAGACUUGAUGCCACACCCCCAAACCCUGCAAUCGUAUUGAAAAGUAAUAACAAGGAAAAGCGUAUCUCUUUAAUUAAUGUUGAACGAAUUACAAACGACAUGGGAAGCACUGUGGUGGAUUUGACGCAUAGUGGAAUUGGAAAUAUUGAUCUGUUCGAGAAAUACCAACAAUCCAUGCAAUUUGACUCCAUUGCUGUGACAGGUAUUACUUAUGUGUUCCAAUUGAAGGUAAACCUAAAAUAAGUAAAAAUAAGUAAAUAUACAGUUAUUUCACAAUUCAGUUAUGUAUUUCAAUGCCCUUCACAACAUAUUUAUUUCCAUAUUUAUGCACGUUUCCAAUUCCUUUGUAAAAAGUUGCCGUCAAAGUAGAUGUCCUACUGCACUACCGCCACUAACAUUUUCAGCGCCAAGCUA
Messenger RNA from Hydractinia symbiolongicarpus, 3009 nucleotides. RefSeq lists its product as uncharacterized. The record is from RefSeq and is a predicted model, not a curated record. The transcript has a single exon. NCBI's taxonomy places the organism in Eukaryota, Metazoa, Cnidaria, Hydrozoa, Anthoathecata, Hydractiniidae. The coding region runs from base 58 to 2838 and encodes 926 amino acids.